Messenger RNA from Colletotrichum scovillei, 1616 nucleotides. Its product is annotated as putative selT/selW/selH selenoprotein domain-containing protein. The coding region runs from base 352 to 1131 and encodes 259 amino acids. The record is from RefSeq and is a predicted model, not a curated record. NCBI's taxonomy places the organism in Eukaryota, Fungi, Ascomycota, Sordariomycetes, Glomerellales, Glomerellaceae. The transcript is spliced from 2 exons.
CUUUUUUGUUUCGUAAGCCAGCAAGUGUGGCUUUUUUCCCUUUCCCCUCCUCCUAGCCUCAAUGGAACCAGCGCCGGCAUGGCCACAGCUUCCUGCACGCUUACCUGAUCAUCAGAGGAAAGCUGGGAUGGCACCAACCGCCCCUCCUCCUCCCCCUCUUCCCCAAUCCAAAAAAGUACUGGGGGGCCGCCAAUGACGCAGGAAGAACAAGAGAAUAGAGACGCCAUUUCCCACACCAUCCCAUCCUCUCCUCGUGCAGCCUACCUAAUCACUACAACCCGGAGAUCUCAAAGGUCUGCACAGUAGUCUACUCUCCUGUUCCCUGUUCUAGGUAACAGCAACGAUCCCGAAAUGGCCGAAACAUCUACCGAACCACAGUCAGCGUCGACAUCAACGCCGCUGCCCCGUGUCGCGAUCCAGUUCUGCACUCAGUGUAAGUGGAUGCUUCGCGCAGCAUAUUUCGCCCAAGAGCUCCUAUCGACAUUCGGAACCUCCAUCGGCGAGGUCGCCCUCCAACCCUCCACAGGCGGCACCUUCACCGUGACGCUGACCCACCAACCCGCCGGCGCGACAACGACCUCCUCAACCAUCCUCUGGGACCGCAAGACCGAAGGAGGCUUCCCCGAGACCAAGGAGCUCAAGCGCCGUCUCCGCGACGUCAUCCAGCCCGACAGAGACCUCGGCCACGUCGACCGUAAACACUCCAAGCCUGCGACGACGACGACGACGACGACAACGGAUCAGACUUCGACGACGACGACAACAGCAAUCAAACCCGAAACCUCCACCCAACAACCAACGACGCUAGCCUCCGACGCACUCGCCACCGCGCCGACAAUGACGAUGCCUUCCUCCGCAGCCGCCUCGGACGUGGUCUCUCAGCUCAAGAAGCACCCCGCCAACGCAGGCCACUCCCCGGCCGCCAGCGAAACGAAGCCCACCUCCGAGAGCAAAGAACAGAGUUCAUCCUCCUCUCUAAGUGACGCAGCUCGGGACGCCAUCGGCGCAGCCCGCGCGAACAAGGGACAGCAGGCCAAGGCCGAGAUCUCGCCCGCAGGCCAGCUGCCUGGUCAGCAAUAUGACGAUCCGCCGGCCAAGUUCAACAAGGAGAAGUGCGAGGACUGUGCUUGAGAAACCCGGGUCCCUAUAUAUACACUGAACACCUGAUCUGGUCUGGUAGGCCGAUGUAUUCAGCCCUGCCCUGCCAUGCUCUACUCUGGUGUAGCCAGCCUUGCAAGGCCUGGCGCGGGGGACCGGUGCGCGGGGGCUAACCGUAGAUAGCACCAUGGUCACGGGAUCCCAAACUCGCAAAGUUCGCCUCGACUGCUACCCCUAGGUAUCUCAAAAUGUCUCUCAAUAUCUGUUGCCCAGUGGCCGGGGGAGUUGGGGGCGGUAAGCAAGGGCUUUGGAAUGUGAACCGGGAUUACUAGUGAUGCGGACCUGGGGAUCGGCACGGACGGGAACGUCUACGCGGUAUCUAGGUGGCACGCGUGGGUAUGAAGCGUCUAAACUAAAUGACACGAAACAUGCAAUGCAUGAUUUGAAGAGCUCUCUUCUCCGUCAGCGGGAGCACACAAUCUUCAGUAAACACAAUUAGUAUACACAAUGAGCACGUC